AUGGAUUUUGAAAAAUUGUAUGGCUUUUGUAAUUCACUCAAAAGUAGAUUGGAGGUGCUAGAGAGAGAAAAGAUUGAGAGAGAUAAGUUGGAUAGAGAGAAGCUAGAGAGGCAACAAACUGAAGAAGUGGAAGAAAGGCAACAACCUAAACAAGUGUCAGAGAGGUUGCAACAACCUGAAAAAGUGGCACAGAGGCAACACCUUGAACAAGUGGUAGAAAGGAAACAACCAGAAAAAGUAGCUGAGAGUCGACUACCUAGUGAUAAAGGUUCUUGCAACCCUGGAUCAUUUGGCAACAUUCCCGAGGGUCUCUUUCGUGUUAAUAUAUAUUUAUCCUCCCCGAGUCGUUGUUUGGUUGCUCGUGGAAAACUAUAUAACACCAAAGGUAACACGGUACAUGGCAUGACGUUACCACCUGGAUAUGUCAAGGUUAAUAUCGAAGUUGCUAUUGUGCCAAAUGCCCCAUUGCCUAUAUCUGUUGAAGAUGGAGAUGUAUCCAUGGUUGGUCAAGCAAUAGGAACAAUUGUGCCAUGGCCAACGAAACUUCUUGAAUUUGUUGCUGAAUGUGAAAAGGUAAAUUACUUAUAA
This is a messenger RNA of Vicia faba (fava bean), 588 nucleotides long. The record is from the annotation of a GenBank genome assembly. Lineage: Eukaryota; Viridiplantae; Streptophyta; Magnoliopsida; Fabales; Fabaceae.